This is a messenger RNA of Panicum virgatum (switchgrass), 2167 nucleotides long. Its product is annotated as LEAF RUST 10 DISEASE-RESISTANCE LOCUS RECEPTOR-LIKE PROTEIN KINASE-like 2.8. Gene Ontology annotation, molecular function: polysaccharide binding; ATP binding; protein kinase activity. Gene Ontology annotation, biological process: protein phosphorylation. The record is from RefSeq and is a predicted model, not a curated record. Lineage: Eukaryota; Viridiplantae; Streptophyta; Magnoliopsida; Poales; Poaceae. The transcript has 3 exons. The coding region runs from base 113 to 2038 and encodes 641 amino acids.
UCCCCUUCCAUUUUCGCGGCGUGUUCCUCGUUGCGGUCCUGCAGAUUCUUUGCGUGACAGCCCGGGCACUGCAAAUCAGGGUGCAUCAUCGCAACGUACAGCCCGGGCCGCCAUGGCGCUCCUCGCCGUCGUCGCGCGCCUCCUCCUCGCCGCGGCCUCCCUCGCCGCGGCCCGCGCGGCCGGCGAGGCGUACUACAACCCCAGCGCGUGCCGGCCGUCCGUCCCGUGCGGCGGCAGCGUCGAGGUCCGCUACCCGUUCUUCCUCGCCAGCGCCGACAUGGCCAUCGACGCCGACGGGUACACCGCCCACUCCUACUGCGGGUACCCCGGCAUGGCGGUCGCCUGCGACGGCGGCCGCGCGACCCUGCGGCUCAAGGACAGCAACUACACCGUGCUGGCCAUCGACUACGACAAGCACACCGUGACGGUCGCCGACGCCGACGUGGUGGACGGCGGCGGCGGGUGCCCGCAGGUGAAACACAACGUCUCCGUGCCGGUGGAGGCCUGGCUCAACCUCUCGACCACCGCCAACGUCAACCUCGCCUUCUACUUCGGCUGCGCCUUCACGGCGGCCACCCCGCCGCCGCCGCCCAUCCCUCCGAUAAACUGCAGCGGCUUCCCGAAGCGGGACGGGGUGUCCUACGUGGCGGCGCUGAACGACGACGUGCCGCCCAAGGACCCGUGGCCGCGGGCGUGCAAGGAGGUGGUCGUCGCGCCGGUGCUCAAGGACCGGCUGGUGAGCUCUGAGUACCUCCCGCGCCUGAACAGCGACGGGUACGGCGAGCUGCUGAAGCGGGGGUUCCAGCUGACCUGGGACCCGAGCGCCGGGCCGUGCUUCGUCUGCGAGGACUCCGGCGGGCAGUGCAGCUACAACCAGAGAGGCGAGUUCACCGGCUGCUUGUGUUCCGACGGGGGUGUGCGCAGCACGGAAUGUGGUCAUAAAUCUGGAUCCCCGAGGUCAGAGAAGAAGAAAAUCACAGCAUAUAUAGUACCAGCCGUGACGGGUGCAGUUUUACUGUCGGUGCUCCUUUCAGUGUGUGCUCUGUAUCGUAAUAAAUUUCAGGGCACAACGUUUUGGAAAGAGGCAUCGAAGCAUGCUCCAAACAUUGAAUCUUUCUUGCAAAAGCAUGAAGCUCGGAACCCAAAGAGAUAUACUUAUUCAGAAGUGAGAAGAAUGACCAAAUCCUUCGCACACAAGCUAGGCCAAGGAGGCUUUGGUGCUGUUUACAAGGGCAGCUUGCCAAAUGGGCGUGAAGUAGCAGUGAAGCUUCUCAAGAGCUCCAAGGAUGAUGGCCAGGAGUUCAUGAAUGAGGUAGCAAGCAUCAUGAGAACUUCUCAUGUUAAUGUUGUGGCUCUGCUAGGGUAUUGUCUCCAAGGAUCCAAAAGAGCUCUGGUUUAUGAAUACAUGCCUAAUGGUUCACUUGAAAGAUUUGCUUUUGGGCAAAACUCCAAAGGAGGCAACUCACUAAGUUGGGAGAAGUUAUUUGAUAUUACUGUUGGCAUUGCUCGUGGACUUGAAUAUCUUCAUCGAGGCUGCAGUACCCGCAUCGUGCAUUUUGACAUUAAACCGCACAAUAUUUUACUGGACCAAGAUUUCUGUCCAAAGAUCUCCGACUUUGGAUUGGCAAAAUUCUGUUUGAAAAAAGAGAGUAUUAUCUCGAUUGACGGUGCAAGGGGAACCAUCGGCUAUAUUGCCCCAGAGGUUUUCUCACAGCAAUUUGGAGAGGUGAGUAGCAAGUCUGAUGUGUAUAGUUAUGGGAUGAUGGUCCUUGAGACGGUUGGAGCAAGGAAGAAUAUCAAUAAUAAUUCAGAGACCAGUAGCAAAUAUUUUCCUCAAUGGGUUUAUGAACAUUUGGAUGAAUACUGUGUCAAUGCCGGUGAGAUCAUUGAUACCGAGCUUGUUAGAAAGCUGAUAGUAGUUGGAUUGUGGUGCAUACAGCUGCAGCCUAACAAUAGGCCUUCAAUGACUAGAGUGGUUGAAAUGUUAGUAAGCAGGGCAAAUGAGCUAGAAAUUCCGCCACAAAAUCUCUUUUGUUGAAAACUUCAUUUUCUUCGUUUAAAAAAAACUUCAUUUUCCGUCUGUAUCUGUGUACCAUGCAUGUAACUGAAACUCCAUCAAGAUUGCAAAUGCGAUAUGUGCUCUCAAAUAUGCCUGGAACUACGACAA